AUGGCUACCAUAACGCAAGACCUGGUGGAAAACUUCGAGAGCAGGCUUUUCGCUUAUCGCAAACUGCGCUUCAAGGCGACUGCCCGAGUCGAUAUAGCUCGCCUUGAGUUCGAGAAAAGCUUCAAGAACCGGAUGGAUAACCACCGACAUGUCCGUCGACUGGAACGGAUUAUGGAGAUUCAGGGAUGCCAGCGUCUGAUGAAAACCUGCCAUGUCCCAGUUCUAGUGCCAGCAUCCGACUGGGAUCACUGUGUGCGACUACGGCAAUUCGAUGGUGGUAUCGACUGGUUGGACGUGGAUGUCGACUAUAAGCUUCGCGCUCAGGAUCAUGAAAAUCUCAUAUCAGCCGCACGCAAAAGACUUGGAUCUAAUCAGUGGUGGCUGGUUGAUGUCUACGUGGUAGAGCAAGCUGACCGUGGGCAGUCCGAUCAUAAAAAUUUUGUGCGCUCUCUCCGUGAGCACUUUCCAAAUGAUCGUCGACCUUCAGAUGGUUUGAUCUACGAACGAAUUCGACGUUACGAAGGAUUCAUAGGCGACUCAGUCGAUCGACUAGCCGCAAACAACUGGUGGGCCAUUCUCGAGACGAAACCGGGAAGUAAAAAGGGAAGCUAUCUACGAGCUUUUUUCAAGCAUCCCACACUUCCCCAGAAGCUGGAUUCGCUACUUAUAAUAGAGGGGAUCUGGGAAGGGAUGAAGAUUGGCUUGCUUCAUAAAGUAGUAGCGAUGCGAUGCGACGAGGCAAUUAUGUGCUACUGGACUCUCAUCUUUCAGACAUUUCUGACUCUUGUUGGAGGGAAUGCUGAGCUGCUAGGUCUGAUUGACGGCUUUACCGUGAGCCUGAUUCAAUCUCGAGCGCCAAAGGUCUCUCAGGGCGACCUAAACUUUCUGACGCAAAAAUGGGAAAAUGGGGACCUCUUUCCGUAUAUUCCAACUGAGCAGCGUCAGGAGGUCUGGGAGCGACUGAAAGAUAUCGACUAUCCUGUUCCGACCCUGGAGACGUUCUUCAGAGACCGAAUUUACCUGGAGGUUGGGCGGAGCGUAAUGCGUCAGCUGUUUCUUCCCGACCCUUCACGGAGGGUCACCAUCGAUGAAGGUGUCUGUGAACAGUUCGACACCCACGUCCCAGUCCUGAUACCACACCGGCAUGAAAUGCUCAAGGCAGAACUUUGGGAGCUCUGGCGCUUUAGUUUUCAGUACGGAUUUGAGAUGACGGAACAUCAACGCCGCGUAUCACGAGGCAAUCAUAGCAUACCGCCAAGGAUUUCUAGCGAAACUCAUGAUCUUGAACAAUCGCUUCUUUGGCAGCAUUUCUUCUGGCUUGCCGCUCAAAAGGGGUUUCGAACUCCUCUUGGUCAAGGAUCCCGUCCACCGCCAAGUGAUCUACCGACGCCCACAUCAUAUGAAGACGGUAAGGAGAUCCCGAUCGAUUCGCGCUUUCAGCCGCUUUCAGCAGAAUCAUUGCAGCGCCCUUGGUCAACGCCAAAAGUCACGGCAGGGUUUUUCCAUAGGUCAGUCUUCUUUGCCUUCUUCCGAUACCUAAUAGCGACUGGUGAUGGACAAACUCUCGGUCGGCGGGAAAGUGGUGGCUUACCCGCGGCCGAACUCAUGGAAGGGGUCGACGUGGAACCAGUCCAAACUCCUUCGGCAACCAUUCCCGAACCUACCAUGCCGCCCGAACCCUAUCAGCCCUCGCAUCUUCCUGCACAGCAGUUUCGGCAAGAAAGGGAGGCAACUUUUCCACACGUGCAACAGCCAACCAUUUUCAUGAUGGACGUAUUCUUGGAUGGCAAUACACAGACUCUGGGACUACCGAACGACAGCACCGUUUUGAAUGAAUUCUUCCGAAGCCUGGAAGAGAAUUACUUUCACAUAUCGAAUCCGGGAGACAAUGGAAAAGGUUUGAGUGCGAGCGAUUGCUACUAUCACUAUAUCCAAAACCCCCUUUCUCGACUCCAUGCGAGCUUCCGAACAAAACAGUCUUUCGUACAACACAUUAACUAUACACUGGGGGAAUCGGAGGGAACUGAAUUAGGGUUGGAAACGGCAGAGCUGGAGCAGGCCAGAGAGUGGUUGAAUAGGGCGAAGAUUAUCUUGGCCGAAUUGAAUCCUGCAUCCCCGGGGCUCUAA
This is a messenger RNA of Penicillium oxalicum, 2127 nucleotides long. RefSeq lists its product as uncharacterized. The record is from RefSeq and is a predicted model, not a curated record. The transcript is spliced from 4 exons. Bases 1 to 2127 code for a protein of 708 amino acids. Lineage: Eukaryota; Fungi; Ascomycota; Eurotiomycetes; Eurotiales; Aspergillaceae.